UGAUUUUUACAUAAAGACAAGUGCAUUGAUGCUGGGCUUUUCAGUGGCACUCAGUGAUGAUAAUAAAUCAUUUUUCAAAAUGCCCGGCUCAUCGUUUCAAGUCUGUAAACUUGUUUCGGAUAAUUAUACGUAGCUAAAUUAUUGAAUGAUUCAAAAUUCCUUGCUCACUGUUCUCAUGGAUGUAUUCAAUCCUCUGCAAGAUAUAGAGAAUGCUCAUAAUGUUGAAGAUGAGGUGAAAAUUCUUCAAAAAUUUUGCAAUUCCUUGAGUCCGAUGCAGAUGUGUCUAGGAGAUCAAGAUUUGGAUACUCAAUGGUUGACAAAUAGCCCAACUACUGGAGCAAAUUCAAAUCCCUUUCCUCGUGUGAAACCACAAGAAGUUUUCAUCGAUCAACAAGACUUGAACAGGUUCACGUUUUAUCUGUUUGAAAGACGCUAUGGUUGGUCAGAGCAACCUAUUCACGGAGACACGAAUUCAACGAAACUUGCUUGUCAACAUUCAAAAAUGGGACGAUCUUCCUCUUUGGGUAUUCAAAGCAAAUUCAAAGGAAGAAUUAACGAAUUGCUUGAUGAUGUAGUGAAAUGGUAUGCUUGCCAAACAUAUCUUUCCGAGAAAUUGCUUAAAAGCUUGACCAAUGCUCUUUCAAAAGCAUCCAACUAUCCUGUUGUUCGCAACCAAACAUUGAUUCACAUUCUUGACUGGUUGAAAGUAGUUGCAGUAGAAGGGUUUGAGUCAAGCAUAUUUGACCUUGUGAAAAAUGUGGUUGUGACUGGGCUUACCGAUGUGUGGUCAGCCAUUAGAAUUGCUUGUGCAUCUCGACUUUCCAGAAUCAUUGAAUGCUUUAACAUUCCGCAGCUUGAUUGUGUAUUUAUUGAAUUAGAGCAGAUAUGUAAAAGUAAAACUUCAUCUUGGCAGGCCAAAGAGGGUGCCAUUAUGGGUAUGACGACAAUUAUAAAAGGUUUUCAUGUUGACAAUCAAUCUUUAAUGAAUUCUGAUGUGUCGUCGUCUUCAAAAUGUCAAAUGUAUAUUAAGUUUGGCAGCAAGCGUUUACCAAGACUUCCAGAGUUCAUUGUCAACUCUCUAUAUACAGUUGUAUUUUCUUUACUUUCUCAUCCUCAGUUGAGCAUCAGGGAACACGCUUCGAAAGCGUUUAUUUCAAUAUUGUCUCGCUCGGAAGCUCAGUACAUGCAGAAAUCGUUUCGGCAAGUUAUCAUUCAUCUUUGCAAAGGCACUGGUAUCGAUAUGAAAAUGCAAUCAUACGAAAAAUUGCCUCAUCACGCUGCAUUACGGGAUGACUUUACAUUUCUUGAUGCGUACGAAGCUCAAGGCCUUUUGGAAGUCAGUGUGUUUUUGAUUAAGCGUAUUCCUGUACAACUUUUAAUGGAGCGUUGGUUACUUUAUUUCUCAACUUUUAAUCUCUAUCUCAUGCAUCCUGCGUCGACAGUCAGGCAAGCCAGCAGUAUCGUCUUCAAACAUCUUGUGAUGAAAGAUACGGAUGCACCGGAGACUUUUAAGCUUGUUUUAAGAUGCCUUUGUGAACAUUGGGAGACAUCAACUGCCACUGACGCCGAGGACAAAAGACAUCCUAAAAAAAACCUUCGAAGAGACGUUGUUUAUUUCAAAUACGUAAAUGGAGAAGAAUUCCUGCCUCGAUCAUCAUCAAAAUAUCAACGACCAAGCAUCCUGUCCGUCGGCAAAAUGAUGAAAGAGGACAACGAAAUGUGUUUUAACAGCACUCUAGCUUCCACUUGGGAGUGGAGAGAAGGCCGUUUGUUUGCCUAUGAACUAAUCUUGAAAUAUCUUAUCGCUAAUCAUAUACACUACAUGUUUCCAUCUUAUGCGUUAUCGUAUUCACCUCGAAAUGCAUCAAUGUCGAUGGAUGAAGCAAUGUUGAAAAGAUCUCGACUCACUAAACAUUGGUCAAUACCUAGUUAUACGGGACGAGAUUCUUCAUGUUCAUUACCCUCCACUAGCUCUGUCAAUGAAGUAUUGGAAGAAGAUCCGAAAAUAUCCGGUCGUUCUAGUGCGCCUGGUACCCGUAAAGAAGAGGUUGAGACAUACUCGAACAGCAGUUACCGUAAACGCACUACAUCGUUUAACAAGACGUCGCCCCUCCGUCUUUUCCGACAGUCUACAGUCGGCAAAUUGCCUCCAAAGAAGAUACGAACCGUCAACAAAGCUCAUGAUAACUCUUACUUCGCUGACACAAUGAUAAACAAGGCAAAGCUGAUGGAUGUUUCACAAUCUAAAAGUGUGAAAAGCCCGAGCCUUUCCUCUCCCAGAGACCUACACGGAAGACUAGCGAAAGCUGUAGCGAAUCAACGACUGCUUAAAUCAAACUUGUUUUAUGAAAUAUUUACCAAGAUAUUUAUGCAGACCAUUGAAUGUCUUGAGGAUAGUCGAUGGGAACUUCGGCGAAUGAGCCAACAGAUAUUACCUUUGAUAACGGAGACAAUUCGAUGGUUUGAUAUUUCCAUACUUGUUGAUUUCUGGUCACAGUAUUUGUCACGUGACACCCCUUUGUACUUCUUCGCUGGUUGCAUUGCAUUGAAAUAUUCCAUCGCGCAUGCGGGAAAAUUACGCCAGUUCAUGGAUCAGCCGCCGUCCACGUGGAAGGAUGUUGAAUGCUGCCGUCGUUCGGCCAUGACUGUUUUUUGUUCUGUGAACAAUGGUCUUCAGGCGUGGUUACCAAAGAUUUUGAGCUCCUUGCGUAACGUCGUUAUUUACGACAGAAUAACAAUCAGUUCGCUUGAGGUUGUUCUUGCGAGACAAGUAUUCUUACCCCUUGACGUACACUUGAAAGAGAAAAACCUAACCGAUGCCGUUGUGUGUGACGUGAUUGUGGCGUUGUUUUUGCAUGCACAUCCCGACAGUCUUUGCGCACCGGCGAUGCGCACCUAUAACGAGAACUGGGACCGAAGACUUGUAUUUUCUUCGGAUGAAUUUUCAUGCUUUUCUUCAAAAGGGCUCACUUACUCGGAGAGAGCCAGACAGGUCGAGCGUUUUCUCUUCGUUGAAUUGCAUGGUUUCAUCACCAACUUCGUUGAAAACUGCGGACAAAUCUCUCAGAUUUUGUUGCUACCAGUUCUUGUUCAUUCUGUUCAUUCAUUUUGUGACGACGCGGCUGUUUCUCAAUCUCUUAUCCUGAGCAUUAACAAAAUUAUUCGAGGACUUCCUGAUGACAAACGAGAUUGUAACGUGGACGCCAUCAAGUUUUUUGACCUGGCUAUUUGGGAAUUAAGUUUCUUGAUAUUGCAAAGAAGCAUUGAUCAAACAGUGUUGAAACAAAUUCUUCAAGCAUUUCUAACAAUGUUUAAGUGCGUCGAGAAGCCUGUUUAUUUGAAAAAUAUUUUUCAAGCCAUCAGUAUUAGACUGAACUACGAGCCUGGUCUUUGUCGUUUCUUGGAUGAAGAAUGCUCGAAAGAUAGUAAUGGUCAAUUGUUGUCAGAAUUACAGCUGUUAUCCAAUGAUAUCCCCACAAGUCCUAUUUCAGAAUCAUCUCUUCUCGAAAACGACAGUGACGAGGAUUUAGCGGGGGAUGAAACCUGUAGCCGCAUGAUCCAAGAAUCAGUCGCCCUUGAUCGCUUGCAAGAUUCUUUGGCCAAUGGCAGUGCUGAUGGUUGUCCAUUCGGUCACGAGGAGACCGCUGACGAUUCGUAUGAAGCAUUUUCUGACUGGGAUAGUAGUGAAGAGUUGAUAGAAGACAGUGCGAGCGACGCCAUUCGCGAAUUUGUUAAAAAACUAUGGAUGGUGUUCUCUGAGAAUGAAGGAACAAGUUUCUUUAUGCAAGAGUUGAAAAACUGUGGAGAUAACGAAGAAUCUUUGAUUCGAAGCAUUUUAGAUUUAGAAUAUGAUGACACGUGAUGAAGUCUAAAGUAACCGACGCAUGCGCAAAUGGAAACUUUCUUUUCACCUAUGGAAACAUGAAUAGGAAUGAAGAAUUUUCUUUUAACAGCCUGGCCACAGGCCUGGCGCAGUGGCUGGCUGGCAUGAUUGAACUAAACAUAAACUGGAAUGCUACCUUUAAGAUAAACAUUCCUGUACAUGCUUGCAGCCAACGUAAUGAUGGUAAAAUCUCGUAGAUGAAAUUUCUUUGGACCGUGCGUGGAAAGAUUGUGACUUGUUCAAUUGCUGGCCUUUCAAAUUUUUACGGGAGUUACCCAUCCAUUUACAUUCAGUUCAGUGACUGGCAACAGGGUUAGCGCCGAGCUGACCUGCCCCAUACAACUUCAUUAAUUAUAAUUGGAAAAUAUGAAGUAUACGUUACAAACUUACCUCUGACGAAUUUUUGUCUUGAAAACAAUAAAAUUGAGUGCUCCUACGGCAGUAUGAAUUGACUUUGUUUUAAUUACCGUAAAUGCUCGCUUUUGCGCCGCUCCCUCUUAAGCGCCGCUCUCUGUUAAGCGCCGCAGCUCAGAUAUUGAUGUAGUAUAAUUUUGGUAAUUAAAGGAUACAUUGGUUUUUUGUUGCGCACCUAAAUAUGACGUUAUUUUCAUUAAGUUAUAUUGUAUUGUAUCUAUUGUAUGAAAUAAAUAGAUUUUGUCUAA
This is a messenger RNA of Xenia sp. Carnegie-2017, 4545 nucleotides long. RefSeq lists its product as uncharacterized. NCBI's taxonomy places the organism in Eukaryota, Metazoa, Cnidaria, Anthozoa, Malacalcyonacea, Xeniidae. The coding region runs from base 146 to 3862 and encodes 1238 amino acids. The transcript is spliced from 36 exons. The record is from RefSeq and is a predicted model, not a curated record.